Messenger RNA from Cuscuta campestris, 4375 nucleotides. NCBI's taxonomy places the organism in Eukaryota, Viridiplantae, Streptophyta, Magnoliopsida, Solanales, Convolvulaceae. The record is from the annotation of a GenBank genome assembly.
AGGAUCGUAAUUAAGUCUGAUGGAUACCCCGAACAGGGGGUAUCCGAUCUUUGUAUAAUAUUAGUUGAGGCGGUCCAGUCUGUUGGGCCGGCCCAUUAUUCGUAUAUUUGUUAUUUAGGGCGGCCCAGUCUGUUGGGCCGGCCCAUUAAUCCGAAACCCUAACCCUAGCUCCUCUAUUUAUACUCCUCUUCUUGGAAGAGGAGAGGGAGGUUGGAAAGAGGGAGGCUCAACAUACACUCACACUAUUCAUCUUCUUCUCCAUACACUUCUCCUUCUUUCCUACCCUUGGAUUCCUUAAGCCAACAUUGGUGCUUUCAUUGAGAGUGUCGGACACAUCAAGCGUGCUCUCAAAAUUUUUCUUGUUUUUCGUUCAUCAUUUUUUUCCAGAUUUUCACCAUUUUUCCCUAAUCUGGAAAACCCGAACUUAGAGUGGGAGAUUUGUGUUGUUCAUCCUCUUCUAAUUCCACCAAGAAAGAUCUGCGAUGAUUUGGCCAAAAAAAAAAACCCAGAUCCCGUGGUUGAGAUGGAUUUCCCGGAGGUUUCAUCAGCUCCACCGCCGAUUCAUCAGCUCCAUCGCCGAUUCAGUGAAACGAGACACGCCCUCGUCCCUUCGCCGUCGGGAGGAUCGGCCACGCCUGCGGACUCGUCAUCGACGUUCGCCGGCUCAACCUAGCACAGUAUAUCCCCGUCUCUAAAACCCAUCGGUGACCCCCUGCACUCCGACGAGCACAGCGACGGGCCAAAUCCAGCAGCCUGACGCUCACCGCCGGUGACUCCCGCGGAACUCUCCCUUCUCCGUUCGGAGAUCCUCGUCGAGGAGCGCCGCACCUCGACCGGGAAGGCUCCCAACUACAUCUCGUCCUCGCCUGAUGGAUCUUGGUCGCCGUCGCAUCCAAUUCGUCUUCCUCGCCGUAGUCGCUGCUCGCACAGCCCCGUCUCACCCUCCCGCCGCCACAGGUUCCACUACAGUUAACUAUGGAGGGUACAACCCAUAAAAACCCGAUUGGACAGACCCGGUAUACCACCGCAGGUUGCCGGAAUGGGCUGGAGCACGCCGGCGCUGAUGGUUGAAACUCACCAUAGCUAUUCUUCGAAGCAAACGCCAUCACCUAAGCUAAUCGCUGGGCACUGACCCUACCCCGCCGAAAGUCGGUCUUCACCCACACAUGACGCAUGAUGUGCCAGCGAGAAAGAAGCUGCUUUCACUGGCGACGGGUCAGCGGCUAUUCCUGCAAUCCGUUCCCUACUCCUUGCCAGUUUCCGGAUAUUCUAUUCUAAUUUGUGGCAAAGGAUAAGUUGAUGAUUCGGAAUAAUUUGGCCAAUUGAUGCUUCUAAUCGAAGAACAGAUGACGGUGAGACAGUCAAUUGAAGUCUCUGAUCGGCAGAUGAAGGCUUGUCGAAAGCCGAUCCUUCAUUGGAUUGGACACAUGAUAAUCAUAAGUGCUCUGCGCGGUUUUCCAAUCUGCUCAUGGUCAUCCCAAGCUAGUCUGACCUCGUCUUUGAAAUACCAUCAGUGGAUGGGCAUGAACUCGACAUCUUGGAGGAUACGACGGUUGUGGUCUCUUCAGCAACUUUGUGGUCAGCCUGACCUGCUACGCGAUGCUACCGACCGGAAGAAGCUAUUUUCACCGUCAACUGGGCUAGCCUGAGCAACUGGGCAGUAUCGGUUUUUCCUUCAGCCGAUGAUGAGGGAGGGAAUUCCUUCGUGGUCCAUUCUUCUGCCGUCCGUAGCCGAGCAUGGUCUGGCAGGCUGCCGGGCAAGGAUGUGUCAUGAUGAGCAGAGUGGGAUGUAUCUACCGUGCUCUAGUCUAUAAGCAAGAGAGUCAGGCUAGAGAGUUGAAGGAGUGGGGCCCUGCAUCUAUUUGCAUCAAAUAAUGGAGCACAUAUCAAGAAUGGGCCCGGGUGAAUGACAUGAUGGUAUCUAAUCUUCACUAUUGUUGCGUAUGAGGACUGAGGUUAGAUAUUAACUACUGUUGCAGAUUGAAUUGUGGUGUUAUUAUGGAGUACUCCAUAUUAUUAUUAUUAUUAUUACGUAUUUUUAAAGACAAAGAACAAGGGUUGUUUCGUUAAUAUUUGUGGGCCCAUUUCCAAUUUGCCCAUGUGAUAUCUCGUAGGGAGACUAAAAUUGAGUGGGCUAUAGUUGUUGUGAUGGUGGGGAACCACCAUUAGAAUAGUGGAGGGAUACUUUGCAGGCAAUCACAUCACACUGUGAUGUUUUGGGCCGACUUUCGAAGCAUACUCUUCAACAGGGAGAUAGGGAGUAGAUAUGGGAAAGUUGGAAAAGGUGGGGCCUACGUCAGCUUGUAUCAACUACUGGGGUACGAAUCGAUUAGCUUCAUUUUGAUCUCGUCUUAGGGGUACAGUACCCUAGGUGAGAAAUGUUAAAUACCGUGCCGGUUCACCGUCACUGAUUUGGCCUCUGCACCCAGGUCCAGAGUGGACUCUAUAUUUCUCUCUCUCUCCUCUUAUGCAUCUAAGUCGAAAUCACACACGGCCGAGUACGUGACAGUUUCAGAGGCCGAGCUUAUAAUUUUUAGUGGAGUUCGAACCGAGCUCGAGAAGGUGACCGAGUCCGAACUCAAGGUCAUGACGGAGUCUGAAUUCGCCCGAUAGCGUUAUGAGCUCUGGCUCAGUGGUGGUGCUCUCCACCAACCGGCUCCAUUGGUGCUGGGUGCGCUCUAUUCGGCCGAGCACCUGUUCUAACUCCAAAUAACUCGAGGGGCUUUGAGAAGUUUGUCCCGGUCUUCUCUUCAUACGACAGAGUACAUGUUCUGAUAUCCAAGUUUGAUGAUCUCCAUCACCUCUAAUCUCACUGGAAUGCGACCAACCUUCACGAUCUAGCUCAAAUAUGCAACAACUCCUUAUUUAUAUGAUUCCUACUCAGAUUUGCGCCACUACUCAGAUUUGCGCCAUUACUCAGAUUUGUGCCACUUUGCUUCUACGACUUGGGUUUUUCAUCAAAAAGAAAAGAAAGGAAAAGAAAAUUCAUAAAAAAAUAUAUCGCUUCCACGCGAUUUCAUUUUCGCUUCCACGCAACUUUGUGCAGCUGUGCACCAUCGGGCUUCCACGCCACGAUAUGGCCUCACGCAGUCCUCGUCAUUGCGCGAGCAAAUCCCUCCGGAGGGUAUUGCAAGGUCCUGCUUAGGACAAAAUCUUGCCAGUCCUGCUUAGGACAAAUAUUAGAUCUGGUACAUAAUGGAAGACCACAUGGCAUUUGCAACCGACCCCGCCUAGCAGAGCUCACGGAUGGCACAUUAUUUCACUCUUUUCCCGAGGUCGGCCUUAGCCGCCUCGCAAAGAACUUAAGCCCUUGUAUCCCGAGGCACCCAAAAGCCCUCUCCCGAGGUCGGUCCCAUCCACCUCACGAGGCACUCGACUCCUUUCCCGAGGUCGGCCUCAGCCACCUCGCAAGUUACUCAAGCCCUUGUCUCCCAAGACAAUUAAAAGCCCUCUCCCGAGGUCGGCCCCAUCCACCUCACGAGGCACUCAAGCCCUCUCCCGAGGUCGGCCCUAGCCACCUCACGAGGCACUUGACUCUUUGCCCAAGGUCGGCCUCGGCCACCUUGCAAGUUGCUUAAGUCCUCGUCUCCCGAGGCACCAAAAAGUCAUUCCCCGAGGUCGGUCCCGUCCACCUCACGAGGCACUUAAGCCCUCAUUCCCCGAGGCAAUCAAAAGCCCUCUCCUGAGGUCGGCCCCAUCCACCUCACGAGGCACUUAAGCCCUCGUCUCCCGAGGCAACUGAAAGCCCUCUCCUGAGGUCGGCCUCGGCCACCUCACGAGGCACUAAAGUUAUCUCCUAGACAAUUCCAACUCUUUUCCCGAGGUUGGCCUUGACCACCUCGCAAGGCAUAUAAGCCCUCGUAUCACGAGGCUUCCAAAGCCCUCUUCCCGAGGCACUCUUCGAUGCCGUCCCAAGGCACACCCCUAGCCCACUUUCUAGGGCACAACCUAACUACUCACAGGGUGGGUGAUCUGGUCAAGCUUAUUGGCCAAGCCCACCAGUUUAUUUUUCUUUGUAUGAGAUUUUUUCAGGCAAACUGAUAUAUGAAGGGAAGUCGCUACAGAGCGAGGGGACCAAAGACUCCCACCAGAGCCGAGCAUGAACACUACUCCCUUUCUCCUUGGAAUUCUUCCUCGGCUUAGGGAGUGGGAGACUCCGGGUACUCGGCUCGUGAUUGUUACAUCCCACAUCGUGAAAGUUUGGCAGAUCAACAUCUAGAUCUAACAUGGCACCGCAGCAGUUCGUGUCGGCAUGCACUCUUUGGCAAUAUGGCGAACGGCCCCGACUCCGGACAAUGAGUUUGGGAGACUCGAAGAGCGCCUCUUCCGAGUUCACACAGUUUCUUUACUCGAAGACCCCACACCUUGUUUCAAU